UUGCGUCACUCUGCUCUCUCUGUCUUUGUUUCUUUAUAGAAUAUUAUUUUUUUGUAAAUUAAAAAAUAUUAUUUUAUUCACAAUUAUUUAUUAAUUUGUUGAGGAGGGUGUGGCAGCAAAAUAUAAAUAGCGUUUGUUCUUCUCUAGCCCAGCUUUGAUGGUGUGAGAGCGUACAACAGGAGAGUGUAUGUGUAUAUUUCUACGGUUCUUAAAGUAACCGUAUGUGAUCCUUCAAUCUUUGCAUGCUUCACCAACUCUUCACAAAAGAAAACCCAAAACCCAAAAUGAAAUUAUUUUCAUAUCAAUGAAAUGCAAUUUGGAAACAAAAUUGUUCUUUUUCUGUUUGGUUUCCAUCCUCACUCAAAGAAAACCAACCCCCCUUUUUCCAUUUCUUUUUUCAAAAUCUGAGAAAAACCCAGAUGAUAAAAAGUGGUAAUCUCUUCUGGAUAUUUGUUAUUUAAGUCUUUUUCAAUUUAUAUCUGAUGUGGGUAUUUUGAUUGUUUCUUCUUGGUGGUGUUGUUUUGUUUUUGUUUUUGUCUAUAUCUGUUUGGUUGGUUGGUUUUUCUUUUUGUCUGUCCUGUUUUUUUCUUUCUUGAUGUUGGAAGCAACCGCUGAGAUUGGGAAGAAGAAGAAGAAUAAAGGAAACAUGAAGGAUGAUGAGGAGCUUGAAAUGUUGUUAGAUGAGAUCCCCCAUGCAACAUCACAUAAUCAUCAUCAUCACCAUCAUCAUCUGCAUCCACAACUUGAUAACAAUCAUGUGAAUGGGUCAUUUCAUGGCAUGUGUGGUCUUAUGUAUGAUGAUGACACAUCAAGUCAUUAUUACAACCAUACAAGUGCUUCCCCUGUAAGCGGGUUUUCUUUGCAGUCAGAUGGUUCUUCCUCAAGUCUGUUUUCUAACAAUGGGCAGUCUUUAUCUGACAAUGGAUCACCAACCCCAACUCCACUAGAAGAACUAAAGCCACACUUGCCUAAUGGACUACUCAUGGAUUCAGCUGUUAGGAGAAGGGCCAGUAGUGACGGCUUGAUUGGUGAACUGGGUCUUUGUAGAAAUCUUAGUAAAAUGUAUAUUAGUAAUGAUCAAGAGAAUUUGGCUUCUAGUUUUAGAGAUUUUUCACUUGAGUCUGAUCAGAUAAAUGUUGAGAAGUAUGGGGCUGGUGACAAAAUGAGGAAAGGGUUUUCUGAUUUUGUGGGAAUUCAGUCCCCUGUUCCAAUCAGUGUUCCAUUGAGUUUUGAUGGUAGGAUGAAUAUGGCAUUUUCUGGAUUGCCCCAGCAGGAAUAUAGGAUGAGUAAUCUACUGGGUUCUCAAUUGUAUCCUGGUUGCUCGGAUGCUUUUAUUUCUCAGCAGGGAAUGAAUUGUUGGAAUGGAGCAAUGACAUCUCCUUGGCAGAAAAAGGAACAGAUAUGUAAUUAUCACCCGAGAGGAAAUUCUGUAUCUAAUUUAAGCACUUCUUUGAGUAAGCUUUCAGUGACUGAUGCUUUAAUCUAUGGACAACGAAAUGGUCUCAGUUGGAACGAAGAAAGAGGUGAGCCGAAUUUUAAUGGUUCUCCCAGGUUGAUUCAAGCAACCCCUCAUGAAAGUGUUGAAAAUCUGUUGCAUCAUGGGUUGCCACUAUCGAAGGGGAUGGCUAGACCACAUUCAAAUGUGAGAAUCCCACAUGGAGGUCUUGAGGCUUUUACUCGUGAUGAUAGUUUCAUUAUUCAAGAAGAGGGUUUAAAUUAUGUGACUAAUGAGGGUCUUGAUUGUUCAAGAGGGCAGAACAAGGGUUCUCUGCAGGAGGUUGGUGUGAGUAAGUGUCUAGAAAGAAGGUCGCAGCUUGAUGGUUGGUCUCAAAUUGCAGCAGCUUGUGGAAAUGCUAAGAAUGCUAAGUCAUAUAGCCUAUUCUCUUCGUCACCAAAGUAUAACUCUUUGGCAGAAGCUCGUGGAUACAUAUACUUAAUAGCAAAAGAUCAACAUGGAUGCAGGUUCUUGCAGCGUCUAUUUGAUGAGGGUACCCAACAGGAUGUGCGAAUAAUAUUUAAGGAGAUCAUUGGUCAUGUAGUUGAACUUAUGAUGAACCCUUUUGGGAAUUACCUCAUGCAGAAGUUAUUGGAAGUGUGUAAUGAAGAACAGAGAAUGCGGAUUCUGUUAAUGGUUACCGAAGAACCAGGGCAGCUUGUCAGAAUAUCUCUAAACACUCAUGGCACUCGUGUAGUUCAAAAGUUGAUUGAGACUCUCAAAACCAGGCAGCAAAUUUCGCUAGUUAUAUCAGCCCUUAAGCCUGGGUUUCUAUCUCUCAUCAAGGACCUGAAUGGAAAUCAUGUUGUACAGCGUUGCUUGCAAUGUCUUAGCAGUGAAGAUAACAAGUUUAUCUUUGUUGCCGCUGCAAAGUAUUGUGUUGAUAUUGCAACUCAUCAACAUGGCUGUUGUGUCUUGCAACGAUGCAUUGGCCAUUCAACUGGGGAAUAUCGAGAAAAGUUGGUUGAAGAAAUAUCCACCAAUGGGCUUCUACUUGCACAGGAUGCAUAUGGAAAUUAUGUUGUUCAGUUUAUCUUGGAGUUAAAAAUCCCAACUGCCACUUCAACUUUGAUUUCUCAAUUUGAAGGGAACUAUGUGCACCUUUCAUCACAGAAGUUCAGCAGUCAUGUGGUUGAAAAGUGUCUUGUGGUAUUAAAUGAUGAGAGCCGGUCAAGAAUCAUUCAUGAAUUGCUCUCUGCAACACACUUCGAACAGUUGCUACAAGAUCCACAUGCAAACUAUGUUGUGCAAACUGCUCUCCGUGUGUCUGAGGUUCUACAAUCAGGACCUCCGCACAAUUCACUCAUUGAAGCGAUCGAGUCCCAUAAAGCAAUUUCCUGCAACAGCCCAUAUUCCAAGAGGAUUUUCUCUCAGAAGCUUCUGAAGAAGUGAUGUACAUUCUCCCUGUCUCUGAAAGAAGCAAUGUUGUUGUUUUUGUGUCUCCACUAGCCUUGUUUUCUACUAUCGCUAAAAUUAUUAUCUAUAUAUGGUAAUUGGAUUUAACCAUAAAGGCUCAUGCAGAAGAGUUUUAUCUUGUCAAAGUGCAGGGAAAUGCCUACCAUGCGCUCAGAAGAGUGUAAAAGAUAAAGAAAUUUUGCUCUAAGUUGCUUAAAUUUUGGACAUGUAUUAUUCUGUUGUCUUGUUGAUCUCUAUGGAUUCGAUAUUGCCAUCCGUAUUUACUUUGCAAUUCUCACUGUAUGAAGUUGUACAGUGUAUAGAAUAGAAUGUUGGGAUUCUUGUUCCUGCUGUACAAUACAAUGUGAUGCCUUUUUAAUAAAUAUGCAUGAGAAUGGAUGAUGCAUUAGAUUU
Durio zibethinus is the source of this 3304-nucleotide messenger RNA. RefSeq lists its product as uncharacterized. NCBI's taxonomy places the organism in Eukaryota, Viridiplantae, Streptophyta, Magnoliopsida, Malvales, Malvaceae. The record is from RefSeq and is a predicted model, not a curated record. Gene Ontology annotation, molecular function: mRNA binding. Gene Ontology annotation, biological process: post-transcriptional regulation of gene expression. Gene Ontology annotation, cellular component: cytoplasm.